AUGUCACAACAAGAGCAAAGUUCUCGCGAUCAAGAGGGCCAUGAGAGCAGUGCUUCUAUCUCGUACCACGACGCUGAGCACACUGGACUGCGCAACCAGCCUCGUCGGCCCGCUGAUCACACGUUUGAGAGCAUAAUGGAGGGGCUCUCUACACGCAUUAGGAGUCGCCGCGGCAAUCAAAUGGAGGCCGGCCCCAAUGUACCACCUAUGCUUAUUACAGAAGCAGACAGAAACAACCGAUCUGCAGUGGGCCGCAUAGUGAGACGAGCUUCACAGCGAAUCCAACGCGUGCUACCACCAGGGACAAGGCAUCUGAGGCGGCGGAUGCGCACAAUAGAGGCCAACAUGUACGAAAUGCUGGUCCAGAGAUCCAACUCUGUUCGACGAAACAGUUAUGAGGCAUGGCACCUUCGACCCCCACAUCAGCAGGGUUGGGAUUACAACUCGGGAUGGCCAGAGUGUUAUUCUCCCACAGUUAGGCCUGAUGCUUCCGAGAUCUUGAUGCGUUACAGAGGCCAUCCAUAUUCAUGUGAAGGACGUCAGGAGUCGGGACAGCUCCCAGAGAAUAACGCUGGAGAGCCUGAGAUGGAACGCUUCUCUACAAUGCACCGUGCGCCGCCACUCGUGCGUAGGCGUCCAUCACCGCGUCCAACUCUCCGAUUACAGGCGCCUAACGGAAUGCCUCCUGUGUUCACACCAGACGGGUUGACUGAAGACACUGCAGUCAGAGAUUCUGUUGAGGACCGCUUCAGAGUGUCGUCAUCUCAAUAUGGAGCGAUCGGGCCCACCACUAGUGAUUAUGAGCAUUAUACAAAUAUCGAGAGAAGAGAGCCUGCUCACCCUGUCGAACACUGGCAGUCCUUCACUAGCGUCGAGAAUUCGUCGUUCGGGGGUUCUACCUUGCAAAGCACGAACGAUAGCGGAUAUAACUCAUAUUCUGCUUCCGCUGGCACACGAUACAGCAAUGCCACUAUCGAUCGCCCAGGGAACAACUACGCCGUUCAGAGGCAUCCAGAGCCCUCGAACCAGACCGGAGGUGCAGCAACGACACCUGCGGAAUACAACACACCUGCCCAGUCAUUUGGUCAAGCCUACGAGAGCUACCCUCAGCGGAGAGCUUCUCCAGUCUCACUCCCUCCAAUCUCUGCCAUUAUGCAGGGGAAUGCUGCAAUGAUGGAAAGUGCCAGCAAUUCGGAGACUGCUGCUGUGAGCGAUGAUCCCCAAACGGAAUCGGAUUAUGUCCUGGAUUCUGGAACAGGUCUCUUCCAUGUCAGCCAGCCAACGCCGAUUGAUCUACUCACACAGCCUGUGGAUGCGAGCACAAUGUAUCGCUAUUAUACCGGUCCGAGUGAUGGAGAGCAAUCUGGACGGGGUUAUGCUGGCACACCGAGAACUAUGAGAGAACAGCACUAUCGCUCUACAUAG
Cercospora beticola is the source of this 1425-nucleotide messenger RNA. RefSeq lists its product as uncharacterized. Lineage: Eukaryota; Fungi; Ascomycota; Dothideomycetes; Mycosphaerellales; Mycosphaerellaceae. The record is from RefSeq and is a predicted model, not a curated record.